AUGCUGGAGCUCAUCCUCGGGGAACUUUUCUCUUGCAGAGUGAAUGCUUUGGGAUGUUUCAAUCACUUUUCUGGCUAUUUUUGUGCUUGCUCGUCCAACAAACUUGAUGGCUUCGAAACUGAAUGUAUGUCCUUGUUCAUUGCAAUUGAAGCUACCAAUGAAUUUGGGUCUCCUCGUCUGACGGUUCGCUUGUGUUCUUGCAAUCUGGUGUUAUCAGUCCUCGUGUACAAUGCUGUGGUCAAUUUGUCCCAAGGUUAUGGAGUAUUUCUUCACGUGGGCUUAUGUGGUUUGGGAUUUCUACAGGACCUCUCCUACAAGGAUCGUCACUGGCAUGAAACCUGCUUCCAUUGCUUCCAGUGCAAGAACUCCUUGGUGGACAAACCUUUUGCUGCGAAGGAAGAGCACCUCCUGUGUACCGAAUGUUAUUCAAAUGAAUACUCCUCCAAGUGUAGUGAGUGCAAAAAGACCAUCAUGCCAGGGACACGGAAGAUGGAAUAUAAGGGAAGCAGUUGGCAUGAGACCUGUUUUAUCUGUCAUCGGUGCCAACAGCCCAUUGGAACAAAGAGUUUUAUUCCCAAGGACAAUCAGAAUUUCUGUGUGCCCUGCUAUGAGAAGCAGUUUGCUAUGCAAUGUGUACAGUGCAAGAAGCCAAUAACUACUGGAGGAAUUACUUACCGAGAGCAGCCAUGGCACAAAGAGUGUUUUGUGUGUACUGGAUGCAAAAAACAGCUCUCUGGACAACGUUUCACUUCCCGAGAUGAGUUUGCAUAUUGUCUGAACUGCUUUUGUAGCCUCUAUGCCAAGAAGUGUGCAGGAUGCACUAACCCAAUAAGUGGGCUUGGUGGCACCAAGUAUAUUUCUUUUGAGGAACGGCAAUGGCACAAUGAUUGUUUCAACUGCAAGAAAUGUUCCCUAUCGUUGGUGGGCCGUGGUUUCCUCACAGAAAGAGAUGACAUCCUAUGUCCUGAAUGCGGGAAAGACAUUUAAAAAGAUAAAAAGCAUUUUUGGGAAAAAAAUGUAUUUACGAUACAUGUUUUCUAACAUACAUAAUGAUGUGCAUGAGUUUUGAUCAAAAGUGCAGAAAGUAAUCAUUCCCCCCCCCCCCCCCCCCAGCAAUAGUUAACACUAGCUGUUUUUGGGUGCUAUGCCUCAACACAAUAUACUUAUACAAAGGAAACAGAGCCAUGAUUGCUGGUCACAUCUGCAGUUUUAUUGUAGAUUAGAGCUCAUCUUUCAGACCUCAGCCUCCCUUUAUAGAGCAGAUUUGAGAGCUUCUACUCAAGUUUGAACAAUUAGGUGGUAGAAUCUAGCCAACAUCAGCUGAUCUUGAAAAGCUAAGCUAGUUUAGAUUUAAUAUUUGGACAGGAAACUACCCAAAAUUCUAAGGCUGUGUAUUUGACAGAAUUAAAAAAAAAUCUUGAAGGAAGGUGGUGGCAAGCCACUUUGGCAUUGAGAAGAAAAAAUCAUCUCCAUUCAGUCACCAAGGAAUUGAACUCAUUUGAAAGAGACUUUUUUUACUCACAUUCACUUAAAAGCAAGUAAAAAUAUCACUAGAAUAUAUUCCAGAUGUUACGGAGCAAUUAAACAGAGUUUCAAAUUGUGCAGAGGUCUUACUGAGCUCAACUGAGAGAUUGGAAAUAAAAAGGUUUGGUCUGGAUGAUGGAGCCUGGCUAACGGAGAACUUGUGUAGGCAUUCUAUCUGGGUUUUCUCUCUUUUUAGACUGUAGAAACGUAUCCGAGUAGAUAUAACAGAGAAAAGGUAACUUUUUUUAAAUAUCAGUUAUCAAGCAAUACUUCUCAUUGCUAAAUGCAAAACGACCAAUACAAAAUUUGGGUGAGUUAGAUGAUAUCACUAUAAUUUUCUCUUUGUCAGAUAAAAUUAAGAUUUUCUGAAGAAUUACAAUUGCCACCGAUUGUGUUGGUGGAGGAAGAAUCAAUAUUUAAAUUUCCCAGUUCACAAAUGUAUAGAUUAUAAUAAUGUAGGUUAAUUUAGGUACAUAUCAGUAAUACUAUAUUUAUGCCAUACCUUAAAAAGAUUUAUUAAAGAAUGUGAUUUUCUUCAUCAGCAUUCGGAGCUGUUCCCAUUUCCAAACACAUGAACUGGUUUCCAAAUAAAUGCCCAAGUUUGGUGGAUGCAAAUAUACAAAACAUUAUUUCAGGAAUUUGCAAGAUUAUUACACAAAGUACAGUUUUUAUUCCUAACAGUUUUUUUAAAUUUCAUUGCACCUUAGAAAUUGCAAAGUAAUAAAUGUAUUUCUAGCAAAGUGUUGUAUUUUUGUGAAUUUGGACAUUUUAAUAAAUGUUAAC
This is a messenger RNA of Thamnophis sirtalis, 2307 nucleotides long. The record is from RefSeq and is a predicted model, not a curated record. NCBI's taxonomy places the organism in Eukaryota, Metazoa, Chordata, Lepidosauria, Squamata, Natricidae.